Molecule: messenger RNA, 678 nt
Organism: Racocetra fulgida
Lineage: Eukaryota; Fungi; Glomeromycota; Glomeromycetes; Diversisporales; Gigasporaceae
Source: the annotation of a GenBank genome assembly
AUGACAAAUAAAAAAACAAUUCAAUACGAUGCUCUAAGUGUUGCUAAAUAUUUGCUUUCAUUAGACCCCAAUAGGGAAUAUUUUGGCAAUAAAAAAAUGCCUAACCGCUCCAUUAUUAAGGGUAAUUUUCGGUUAAAUCAAAUGCUUUACUUGCUCCAAAUAUUUUAUCACCUGAAACAAAAAAAAACACUGUUUAGCGAUAAUUUAUAUGCUUGGGAAAAUGGAGUGAUAGUUUAUAAAUUAUAUCUGCAAAAAAAUGGUCAAGACACAAAUGCUAUUGCCAAGGAGGACCAAAAAACCAUUGCCACCUGCUUUCGUUAUCUCAAAGAUAUUCCUGAUCGAGUUUUACAAGAACCUUUUUUAGUUUAUGGGACAGAGGAUGGAGAUUAUAUCUUUCUGAAAAUUUCUAGCCGUCCCAAAGAAUAUUUAGAGCAGUUUGAAUUUUCUCCUGAUAACAAACCUAGUAGUCUUUAUAAAGACAAAAAUUUUGUUGAAACUAAUAUUUUGAUUUAUAUUGAGCAGGACUUAUUUCCUGAUCUACUUAACAAGACCACUCGACUAGUUGAGCAAGGUCAAUUAAUUCUGCCCGAAGCUUUUCAGGAGAUAAAGAAAAAAGUUAAAGAAUGUUUUCGCGACAAUAAGUUUCGGGGUAAUCGCUAUCAAGUGCGAGUGAAAUAG